AUGUAUGUGGAUACGCUCGUGGCGUUUUCCCCGGUGAAGGAGGGGUUCAUUACGCAGAAGAAGAAGUACGCCGGCGUGGGGAACGCGUACCUGGUGGGGAGAGUGUGCCGAAUUCUGAAGCAGUCGUUGUUCCAGAUAACCUGGCUGGACUCGCAGUUCCAGAACCACGUGGAAACCUUGAAUCUC
Molecule: messenger RNA, 186 nt
Organism: Phytophthora sojae
Lineage: Eukaryota; Oomycota; Peronosporomycetes; Peronosporales; Peronosporaceae
Exons: 1
Source: RefSeq, a predicted model, not a curated record